UCAUGAGCCACUACCUUAAUUUUUUCAUUCUUUCCUUUCACUUUUUUCUUUCUCGUAAGUAAACCAAGAAUAUUAUUGAAACAGAUAAUGCAGAAAGAACCACAGUUGCGUGAUGAUAAAAAUGACCACAAUAAUACUGAAUUACCAUUGUGUUGUAUCACUUCAUUCAAAUAGUUAUCAGCCUUGUCUGACAACUGUGAUUCUACCUGCAUUAUUUUCUGUUUACCAUGAUUAUAUCCUUAGUACCAUUAUACUGACCAUAUAUCUAGCAUACUUUUUCAGAUGUGAUCCCACUUUUUUUUACAAGAUAAUAAAAGCAACGUUUUUUGAUGAUCACAGCAUCUUAUUUGGAGUAAACUCAGGUAAAGUAACACAUACGAGUAGUUUAGGCCAACGUGUACAUUGUCAAAAAGCAAUGGGGUGAAGUAGUGCACCAUGUGAAGUAAAACGAGUGAAUUUGAUUGGUCAAGAUAAUUGCACCAUUUCCACAGGCAGUGGUGGUUAUUUCUUCCUUAACAAUCUCCGCUUGGAAUAAUUCGCUGGGGGGCUUUUUUCUGAGCUGUAUAUAAAAAAAAAAAAAAAAUAAGAAUAAAAUUUUUUCUUCACCUGAACAAUCAAGUACUUCCUUCUUCUCUUUCUUUCUAACAAAAUCAACCAUGUCCAACCACGGCGAAACCUUCUUGUUCACCUCUGAGUCUGUCGGUGAAG
Messenger RNA from Umbelopsis ramanniana AG, 708 nucleotides. RefSeq lists its product as uncharacterized. Bases 113 to 424 code for a protein of 103 amino acids. The record is from RefSeq and is a predicted model, not a curated record. The transcript has 2 exons. Lineage: Eukaryota; Fungi; Mucoromycota; Umbelopsidomycetes; Umbelopsidales; Umbelopsidaceae.